This is a messenger RNA of Solea senegalensis (Senegalese sole), 6062 nucleotides long. RefSeq names its product REV1 DNA directed polymerase (gene rev1). Lineage: Eukaryota; Metazoa; Chordata; Actinopteri; Pleuronectiformes; Soleidae. Gene Ontology annotation, biological process: error-prone translesion synthesis; error-free translesion synthesis. Bases 333 to 4511 code for a protein of 1392 amino acids. Gene Ontology annotation, molecular function: damaged DNA binding; DNA-directed DNA polymerase activity; deoxycytidyl transferase activity. The transcript is spliced from 22 exons. The record is from RefSeq and is a predicted model, not a curated record. Gene Ontology annotation, cellular component: nucleus.
CCGUGAAGAGACAGCAGCAAAGGGAUCAAAUGAGGCGGUAGAAAUGGAGAGCAAGAGGACGGGGAGGGCGAGUGAAAAUGUUGAAAAGACAUGGCGUGGCAGCCUGACACAAUAAGGGGAUCUCAGUGCGUUUAACGGAGUUGCCUGAAACAGGUCCAGGCUGAAGAGUCGAGCUGCCUGUACGGUGGAUUUUUUUCUCAGUUUUUGCUCGGCUUUUGUUGGUUCUUACCUCGUCUAACCAGAGCGCAUAACGACGUUUGUACUGAUUGGGGACUGCAGAGAGAAGUCUGUAGCCAGCAACCCAGUCUGACAGGAUUAAAAGGAAACUCAGUAUGAGUCGAGAUGGGUGGGCAAAGAAAAGAGCCAAUGCCAGUGGUGACAAUGGUUGGGCUGAGAGGGGCGGCUACAUGGCUGCCAAAGUCUCCAAGCUGGACGAGCAGUUUAAACUUGACGCCCCCAUGGAAAAACAGAAGCAAGGCCUUUGCUCCAACAUCUUCAGCGGGGUGGCCAUUUAUGUCAAUGGAUACACAGAACCAAGUGCAGACGAGCUUCGGAGACUGAUGAUGCUGCAUGGUGGUCAGUUCCAUGUCUACUACUCUCGCUCCAAGACCACCCACAUCAUCGCCAAUAACUUGCCCAACAAUAAAAUUCAGGAGCUCAAAGGGGAGAAGAUCAUGAAGCCAGAGUGGAUCACGGACAGUGUCAAGGCUGGGCAUCUCCUGCCUAACCUACAGUACCAGCUGUAUGUGAAACAGAAAGGCCCACUCUUCCCUGGCAUGACUCGGCGCCAGGCCUCAGCCAUUGCUGGACCGAGCCAUGGGCAGCUGCAGCUGAGUGUCCAUCAAACACUUCACUUGCCACAGCGCAGUGUUCAGCACUCUGUUACCAACCACGAGCAGUCAACGUCCAGCUACCAGAAUAACGCCAAACUUACCCCCAGCCACAGUCUAUGUUACCAAGGCAACAUUCAACCUCAGUCCACACAACACACCUCUGCAGCUUGCUUCAUUAAACCUCAGCCUAGUCACUCAGUGUCUGGUCACCCCAAUAUAGAUGCCAGACACAGAGGCCCUUUACACACCCACCUGCCAUCUAAUACAAGCUCCACAAAGCCCCCACAGUCUGCACCAAAUGGCUGCAAAGAAAUGGAAUUACAAUUAAAUGGAUUACUGCAGAACUCAACUGGCUUGAAGACAAGCCUUUCAAAAGUUAACAAAACACAAGAGUGUGGUGGAGGUCUUUACCCAGCUGUGUUGAAGGAAGCCCCUCUGACCAACGGACAUGUUCAUCUUAUUAAUGGUGCCUUAAAGCCAGAGGACCAGUCUCCUGUUACAGAUGAAUCCUCUGUUUACAGCAAACGGUCUGAAUGCAGCAGUAAGAGUCCAGAAGAUAAACCUCAGAGUCCCUCGGUACAUUUUCAGACCAAACCUGACCCGUACGAGUUUCCCCACAGUCCUCCAAAGCAAUCUGAGCAUUCCUCUGUCUUUGUGGAGUCCUGCUCACACGCAGCAAAUGAGCAGAGAGCUAAACCUCCACCCACCUACCAGGAGUCUAUGAAAGCCACUGACACCCAUUUACUCCCAAAGCAGCUCCAGCCAUCCCUUCAGGUUGACUCAAAUCCUGAAAAGACUCCUCUUGCAUCUCCCUCUCUUUCAUAUUCUCCAGUUCGACUCAAUGGAAGUCACCACAAAGCCUUUUCAUCAGAUCCUGCCUCAUUCAACUCAACCAACACACCAGCCAAAUCAGAUCAUCCCACUGACAAGCCAUCUUCAUUGUCCAAGUCUUCAGCCAAUCUGCUGGCACACACAGGUGAUUUGAUUUCUGAGUACUACUCCCACUCGCGUUUGCACCAGAUCUCCACGUGGAGGACCAGCUUUUCUGAGUAUGUCAAUGAACUACACAGCAAAAGAAAAGCAACAGCGGGCGCCUCGUUUCCUGGGAAAGAACGACUGAGGAAAUCUGUGGCACAGCACUCUUCAGAGUUUCAUGGCGCAUCAUCAUCCACAGAUGUUAAGUCCUGCAUUUUUCACGUGGACAUGGACUGCUUCUUCGUGUCGGUGGGGAUCAGACAUCGACCAGACCUCAAAGGAAAGCCUGUAGCUGUGACUAGUAACCGUGGACAGGGCAGAGUGCCCCUCAGACCUGGAGCCAACCCUCAGCUGGAGCAGCAGUACUACCAGAGGAAACACUCUCACCAUCAGUCAGAGAGGAAUGAUGAGGAUCUAUACAGAACUCCUUCGCAAGAAAGUCCUGAUUUCCAUACCAAUGGAGUGGACCACGAUCCUGCGGCGCUAUCGAUGGCAGAGAUCGCAUCUUGCAGCUAUGAGGCUAGACAGGCAGGGGUGAAGAAUGGGAUGUUUUUUGGCAAAGCAAAACAGUUGUGUCCCUCGCUGCAGUCCGUCCCAUACGAUUUUGAGGCCUACAAAGAGGUCGCUCUUACCAUGUAUGAGAUUCUGGCGAGUUACACCCAUGACAUCGAAGCUCUGAGCUGUGACGAAGUAUUGAUAGAUGCGUCUGCUCUGCUGGCCGAGUUGGGCAUUAAUGCAGAAGAUCUUGCCAAAGCUAUCAGAGCAGACAUCAAGGAGAAAACGGGAUGCUGUGCCUCAGUGGGCAUGGGCUCCAACAUCCUGCUGGCUCGGCUGGCAACACGAAAGGCCAAGCCAGAUGGCCACCAUUUCUUAAAGUCUGAAGAAGUGGAUGAUUUUAUCAGGGACUUGCCAGUGACCAGUUUACCAGGUGUUGGGCCUGUUAUGGGCAGAAAGCUGGCUGCUAUGUCUGUGAGGUCAUGUGGGGACCUUCAGCAGGUGUCUCUUAAUCAGCUGCAGAAGAAGUUUGGACCCAGAACUGGACAAACGCUGUUCCGUUUUUGUAGAGGGCUGGAUGACCGGCCGGUCCGCUACGAAAAGGAGAGGAAAUCUGUCUCUGCGGAGAUGAACUACAACAUUCGCUUUACAAGGAUUGAUGAGGCAGAGUGUUUCCUGACUAACUUGUCCAUGGAGGUUCAAAGACGUUUACAAGAAGCCGGGCUGCGGGGUCGCAGAGUCACACUGAAGGUCAUGGUUCGCAAAGUUGGAGCUCCUGUGGAGACUGCUAAAUACGGUGGUCAUGGCGUAUGUGAUAACCUAGCCAAGACUGUGAUGCUCGCUCAGUCCACUGACAGUGGUCAGCUGAUUGGCUCUGCAGUCAUCAAGCUGUUCCAUGCCAUGAAGUUGCAGGUUCAGGACCUGAGAGGUGUCGGCAUCCAGGUUCAGCUUCUGGAGGGAAGUCACUCUGUCCACCAGGGUGCUACAGGAAAAGGGACGCGAUCCAUCAAACAGAUGUUACUAGGCCAGGCACACAGUGCCCAAAACCACAACAGAGCCGCUGUAAACAAGAGCACAGACCAGGAAAAGACUCUCUCAACCACAUCACCAUCAUCUGGCACCGCUCCACAUCCUCUGUCCCCCCCCGAGCCUGUCCCAGGAACCAGCGAAGAGCAGCAGCCAUGCAGAAGAACGCCUAAACACUCUCGAGCACGUCUCAACUUCAGUAUUGAAGUCCCUUCCCCUUCACAGGUCGAUCGUUCUGUGUUGGAGGCCCUGCCCGCAGAGCUGAGAGAACAGGUGGAGCAGUCGUGGACUCAUCGGGACGCAAGACCAAAAAACCAUUGCUCACCCAGUCCACAGACUUCUGCUCCCUUUCCUCCGUCUGCCUCUCUAAAGUCUCGUCCAACCUCACCUCUUUGUCCUCCUCCUUCAUCUGGAUCUGCACUGAACACUCCACAUGUUGGGACACUGGUUCUACAGAUCCCAAACCAGCCAGACAGUCCGGGAAUUGUAUUGGAACUACCAAACUUCUCACAGGUCGACCCUGAUGUAUUUGCUGCCCUUCCCAAAGAGCUACAGGAAGAACUGAAGUCUGCCUACAACCGCGUGACUAUCCAACCUCAAUUAAAUAUAUUGGAGCAGAAUAAUCCUCUGCUGCAGCUCAAACAGUCAGGAGCAGGAAUCGGCGUUGGUCGCGUAAAGCGCCGCUACAAGAGAAAAAAUGCUGCGAGUCCCGUUAAAAAAGGACCUUCACCUCUGAAGAGGCGUCACAAAACAAACAGCCCCGCCAAAACUGCACCACCUCCGAUAGCAUCACGGGAAUCAUUAAACGUAGUAAAGUGUGAAAACGGUCCGUCCACAUCCUCCUCGAAACCAGACUUCCCAGAGUCGUUGUCCAAAUUCAUCCCUCGUCCUGCUCCAGCAUUAGCUGGAGCAUUCGACCUGACAGACAUUAAAGUCCUACUACGGGAGUGGGUCACCUCCAUAACAGAACCCAUGGAGGAGGACAUCCUGCAAGUGGUGAAAUACUGCACUGAUCUGAUUGAGGACAAAGAUCUGGAAAAGUUGGAUUUGGUCUUAAAAUAUAUGAAAAGGCUCAUGCAGCAGUCACUUGAGUCCGUCUGGAGUAUGGCGUUCGACUUCAUCGUCGACAACGUACAGGUGGUCGUGCAGCAGACGUAUGGCAGCACUCUGAAGAUAGUAUGAGGAAUGGUGGGAUGCGGUUUUCACCGUUUCUUUGAACACAUUUUGAUUUGCUACUUUGACAAGAUCAUCUGCAAAGGAAAUGACGACGUCUCCAUCUCCACUGUGACACCACUGCCACACACGCAAGUGAAUGCCAUCGAGAGAACUAGACCCAUAGCAGUAUUUCACGAGAGCGCGUACAGUACAGAAAUGUCUGUACUUGCUCUCUCAGCGCUGAAGGACAGGAAACUGUACUUACUGUAGAAGCAAUUAUUGCAGCUUUUUGAAAAUUUGAAUUUUUUGAAUGAUGUUCCUUUUGCCAAAUAAUGCCAGAAGUCUUAGGUUAAGAUUUCUGCAGGCAGUAUGUCACUGAUUCUUAAACAUGGAAAGAUUUUUUCUGAUGAGCACUAUCCACCUGACAACUAUUAAUAACUGGUAAAUAUAAUCAUGUUUAACAACACAAAUAACCUUUUGCUCAUUUUUGAAUUAGUGAGUUUUGUCGCAUUCAGACAUUAAACACAUAAUAAUAACCUCAGAAGAGACGGGAGAAUAUUUUGGUGUCCCAUGCCACUCGUACUGACCUGUGAAAUAUCUACUACUACAAAUCAGACUUUUUUAGAAAACCAAAAAAAAAAGUCUGGUUCAUACAGUAGCAAGUUUUUCUUGUUUCUUGCAAAAAGUGCCAGAACGUGUUAUAUUAUGUAAAUAAUGUUUUCUAAUGUUAAUUCUUGUUCUUACGAGUUUGAGAAGAAAACGUGUAUGUAGAGGUCUUACCUCUUGUAUUGUUUACAUGUAGUGAAUUCUUAGUAACUGUCUUUAAACUAUAAAUCUUUAACUGUUUGUACAUGUUCCAACAUGGAAAUCAAAGGCUGGCCAAAGCACUUCAUGUGAGGUUAACUGUUGAUUCUCAGUAGCACUCUGACUACAGAGGAUGUUGAUUGGGUUAUGGCAAUCAACAAGUAGCCUAUGCAUCUUUUAUUUCACUAACAAUAAGAUGUCCCUUCAAGAUAAUGUAAUAUUUAAUACAAACUUUGUACUUGGAGUCAAUUUUACAGCUUGUUUUCAUAGAUCUGAAUGUUAAAAUAAUGCUGGGUUUGCAUAGGGACACGAGGUGUGAUUUCUUUUUUUAACCCUGGAAACCAUCAUGUGCACUCCUGCUGGAAGCGGUUGAGUGAAAUGUCUGUAAAAUGAGCUGUUGUCACGGUGACAGCGGUGAUCGGAAGAACUCGGCAGAUGUGGGCGGAUGGCUGGCUUGAGAUUCCCCCCACGCGAGACAUGAUGUGUGCGUGUUUGCAAAGUUCCCUCAAUACGGUCUCUAUAUGCAAACCAAAUCAGGCUGCCAUGUUUGUUUUUUACUUGUUGAAAUGAAUGUAAUUCAUAAUGUGCAAGUGUCCACUCAUCUUCAAGAUGUUACUUCUCUUCACCUCUCGUAUGUUUUCAGAAGGGAAUGGCCAGGAGCGAAACUCGGCCAGUCUUGUCUUCUCUAAACUGGCUUGUGCCUGAUGACCUUAAGCUGUGAACUUGUUUGUAAGUUUUCUAAAUCUUGGUAAUAAACUGUAAACUCUGUAAUAA